GGCAGUCCUACCUAUCUUCAUUCGAUCAUGGCGGUCCUCAACCUCCCCUUCUCGAACCUCACAAUCUUCUCACUUGUUGUCCUGGCAUGGGUCGUGCACUCGACUGUCAGAGCCUACCUCCUAAGGCGAAAAAUGCCGCCUGGUCCUACUGGCAUCCCACUUCUGGGAAAUGUACUACAGAUGCCGACCUCACUUCCUUGGAUUCGUUUUGCUGAGUACACUAAGAAAUAUGGGUAUAUUCACAAGGCAUGCGGAUAUUCAGGUCCUGUCGUAUCGUUCAAUGCUGCCGGCCAUCCUGUGAUUGUCUUGAACGAUCACAAGUCUGCCUUUGAGCUCCUGGAACGUCGUAGCUUGAACUAUAGUCACCGACCGCGCUUCAUCAAGGCCGGAGAACUCCUAUGUGAUAACAUUAUGCUCUCCUUCAUUCCCUAUGGCGAUCUCUUCCGUCGGUGCCGUCGUGUAACUAAAGAAGUAUUCGGGCCCCGAGCAGCAGAGCAGUUCAUACCGAUGCAGGAGAAGGAGUCUACUCGCCUCCUGCGCGACAUACUCUGCAAGCCGGAAAUUUGGGAGGAUAGUCUCAAGAGGUCAACUGCAUCAAAUAUCCUUACUGCAACAUACGGAUGGCCUCGCAUCACUGACGAAUACCUUCCCUUGGUCAAGCGAAUCCACGACCACACUGAGCAUCUUUCCAACGCAUGCAUUCCUGGAUGCAGUAUGGUUGACACCUUCCCUUUCAUAAACCAUUUCCCGUUGUGGAUGUCCAAGUGGAAGCGAGACUGUCUUGCGUGGCAUAAACGUGAGUCUGCAAUGUUUGAAGGUUUCAAUUCGGAAGUAGAGAAGAAAAUGGAGAAGGGAGAGGCUCCAUAUUGCUUUGUAACUGCUCUUGUCGAAGGGGAGAAUAAAAACGAGCUCUCUAAAAAGGAGGGUGCCUGGCUCGCUGGUAUUAUGUUCUCCGCAGGCGCCGAGACGACUUCUGCUUCCCUUCAAAACUUUCUGAUUGCAAUGAUUCAUUACCCUAGAGUAUUGAAAAAGGCGCAACACGAGAUAGACACGGUGAUCGGUCGAGACCGCCUCCCAACAUUUGAAGACAGACCAAAUCUCCCUUAUGUCGGUGCUCUUGUAAGAGAACUACUUCGUUGGAGGCCCGCGGGACCCAUGGGUAUUCCGAGACGCGUUGCUGAGGACGAUUGGUACGAAGGUUACUUCAUUCCUAAAGGCGCAACCGUUAUCUCGAACAUAUGGGCCAUCGACAGAGACCCCGCACUUUACACGGAUCCAGAAGAGUUCAUCCCUGAACGAUUCCUUGAUGAAACUGGGACGAAGCCAGUCAUUCCUGGAGAUACUCACUCUUUAGGUCACAGUUCAUUCGGAUUCGGUAGAAGGACAUGUGUCGGGGUUUAUUUCGCGCAGCAAUCUCUCUUCAUCAACUUUGCCCAAUUCCUGUGGGCUUUCAACAUCGAGAAAGCUCGAGACGCUCAAGGCAAUGAGAUUACCCCGUCUUUGACAGAAGUUAUCGAUGCCGGAGUCACAGUUGGACCUGCGUCAUUCCAAUGCAAGCUUUCUCCUCGUUACCCGGAGGUACUACCUAUGGUUGAAAAAGCUGUCGCUAAUAUACAUCUUUUCGCCAGUUCUACAUGGAUUAUAUUGAUAAACCUUGAAUCCAAAAAAGAAAACGGGUCUAAUAUCAUAAUAGUUAUCCCUCUCAAUGAUCCUGCAGGACAUCGCGCAAGACCCUAUGUCCUACUGUUCAGCGUCAUGGACAAACGUAGCCAUAGCCGAGGCCGAGCUAUUCAUCAAACCAAAGACAGACCGAUCACCAAAAAUGCAAAGAAUUUUUCUGAUGCAGGGGUUGCAAUACACAUGCUCUUGUACUAA
This is a messenger RNA of Fomitiporia mediterranea MF3/22, 1875 nucleotides long. Its product is annotated as cytochrome P450. Gene Ontology annotation, molecular function: heme binding; monooxygenase activity; oxidoreductase activity, acting on paired donors, with incorporation or reduction of molecular oxygen. Bases 28 to 1875 code for a protein of 615 amino acids. NCBI's taxonomy places the organism in Eukaryota, Fungi, Basidiomycota, Agaricomycetes, Hymenochaetales, Hymenochaetaceae. The transcript is spliced from 14 exons. The record is from RefSeq and is a predicted model, not a curated record.